GCAGAGAGGGGACGGUGCGCACCCCGGGCACUGUUCAGGGGGUGAAUGAUUGGGGUGCAGGGAAUAGAGCAUACCUCAGUCGUGGGAGGGAAAUGGGUUCCCCGUUAGUGUGUGUGGGAGGGAAUGGAGGACCCCCUUUGAGUGUGGGAAGCUGUGAGGGGAAAUGGAGCUCUCUUUAGUAUGUGUGUGAAGGGGUGAUUAUGGGGGAAUGGAGUCCCCCCUUGUGUAUGAGAGGCAGUUGUUGGGGGAAUUGAGCUCCCUUAGUGUAUGGGGGUCAAUAAUGAGGAGGGAAUGGACCCCCUUCAAUGCAGGAUCUGGGUGGUGUACUGGAAUGGAGAAGGAUAUGGAUUUUUUGGAAUAGCAGGGAAUGGUUGUGAGGGGAAGCCCCUUGCAUGGGUUGCAACUCUCCAAGCAAUGUGUUGUAUUUGGAGAGUGGGGGGAGGGGUCUGUGACCAAAAGAAGGUUGGGAUCCUUUUGCCGCUUAUGCUGAAACAUCCAUGUUUCUUAUCUGUGUCUUGGCAGCAUCUGUCCUGUCUCUGGCUGGCUCCCAUCCUCAAUGCUGCCACCUCACCUGGGUGGCUCUUAAGGGAAUCUGGUGUCUUUGGUAACAAGAGGGAGGCUCUGCUGAUAUGUGCUCCCCUGUGGCCGGUUCUAAGAUUCUCUAUCGGAACUCCCGCCUCUUGCGCAUGGCGUUCCUGCAGCUCCAUCGCCAGCAGAGGGCAGAUGUAUUCUGUGAUGUCAUCCUGCAGGCAGAAGGAGAGGCUGUACCAGCUCACUGCUGCAUUCUCUCUGCCUGCAGCCCCUUCUUCAUGGAGUGCCUGGAGAGGCAAAUGCCCUCCAAGGAGUGCAAAGUGGUGCUGGAGCUGCGGGGUCUGAAGAUCGGGACACUGCGGAAGCUGGUGGAUUUCCUAUACACCUCGGAGAUGGAAGUGUCCCGGGAGGAGGCCCGGGAUGUCCUGGCUGCUGCCCGGCAGUUCCAAGUAGCAGAACUGGAGUCGCUGCAGCUGGAGGGUGGGAAGCUGGUGAAACAGGUGCUGGGUCGGCGCUUGAACCGGAAGUGCCUGCAGCCGCCCUGCCUGGUUCCUAUCUCUGCUAGGGUUGUGCCGCAAGCCUGCCCUCCUGCUCCCACUAUCCCACAGACAUUCCACCCCCUGGUGGCAGGCAAGCAAUGUACAGCAAAGCCCCCAGCUGAUGGUGGGGUACAUGCCAGCAGCACCACUAGUCAAGCGGAGAGCGCCAAGUAUUGGGCGGCUGUAGUACCUCAGAAUGGGGGAGCCCAGUCGGGGAUGCAGGGUGUGGUGGCUCCCGUGCAACCAGUGGAGACUGGGAACGUGAGAACCAAGAGCCACUACUUGGGCUUAGACAGGAGCCUUGGUGUGGGGAGCACACUGGGCAAGGCUGAAGGGUCACAGGGUGAGAGGAGCGCUGAGCAGGCCUUUCCCAGCGAGGGCUGCACCACAGACUGCUCACCACUGCCAAGAAAGAUCAAGCUCAGCCGCCUGAAACUGCCGCCUCCCCCCAGUGCCUGUGCCACGAAGGCACCCCCCACUGUAGCACCUGGCAAGACCCCCACAUCCAUCCGGCGCCUCUGGCGGCAGAAGACCCCAGGCUGGGAUGAAGCAGAUGGGCCAGAGCAGGCCAGCCCCUCUUGCCAUGGCGGGAGCCUCCCUGUGCCUCCAAAGACCAGCAACAGGAAGCACAGCUCCAGUGCAUCGGCUUCUGGCUCAGACACUGCCCCAGAGGAGGGGCAUGUGGGUAGUGUGAAGCUCAGGAAGGUCGUCAAUGGGAGUUGCUGGGAGGUGGUACAAGAGACAUCAGCCAGGGAGCCCAAGGGAGCCCCAGUGACAAUGGGAGAGACAGGCACCUCCCUUGUGGCUUCCCCACCCAGCUCCAGACCGCACAAGUUUACGCACUGGCCAGAGCUGCCAGGGACGUGGGCAGCCAGCUCCACUGAGCUGCUGGCUGGAAGGUUGGAGGCUGUGCUGCUUCCUGAGCAGGUGACAGUAGAACAGGGACCUUCAGAUGGGAGAGAUGGCUGCAGGGACCCUUAUGAGCUGGACAUGGCGGCAUUGGAGCCCUUGAGUGAGAAUGAGGAGUUUGGGGACUCAGCGCCGCUGGAGCAGAUGCUGGACCUGCUGCUAUCAGGCAGUGGUGUUGAGGGCUUGGGCGCUGCUGGGCCAGGAGGAACGGCAGGCUGUGCCCCUUCCACGGGCCCAUCACAUGGGCCAAACAUGACACCCAUGGGUGCUGCUGCAGCAGGCGAGGAGUGGCAUCCCCCAGAGAUGCAGCUGUGGCCAGAGUGGGACGACCCAGGAAAGGGGCCCCUGCCAGGGUGGGAGGUGGGGGGUGGUCAUUCUGCCCUUAGCACUGCAGAUGGGGAUCCCCUGGGGCAGUCUGUGAGUGGCCAUCUUGUAUCCAGGAGGGUUCUCUCUAGCGGUCACCACCCCACCUCAUUCAGCCCAGUGCCUCUGGCUCCUGCCAGCCCCCAGACUCCUCAGCACCCUUCACUGACAGCUGGCAGCAGGGAGGCUCAGUUGGGCCCACUCCCCAGUGUCCCUGCGGAAGAUGGCAUGGGGAAAGGGCAGGGACCCUGCACCACCCAGGCUGCUGGGAUGGAGACAAAACUUCAGCUUCAGGCACCCUGGGGGCUGCCCCGAAGCAGCCCAAAGCAUGGCCCUUUGGACCAUCAGCCCCCUGACAGUCCGGAGGGCGACGAGAUUGACAUCAUGGCCGGCGCUGAGGAGGCACUGGUACCUGCUGGCAUCACCUGCGUCAGGCCUGACCCCUCCUCGGAGUCUGAUGAAGAGGUGGACAUUCUGAACUAGUGGCCACCAGGCCUGGUCUAUAGCGGAGGGGAAGGGCGUCUAGCCUAUGGGAGCCAUCACAGCCAGCUGGCCACUGAGGUGUAGCUGCCAUAGCUGAGACUGACUGUGGGAAGCUGCUAGUAACAAAAUGAAUCAGGUUGUUGGAGUGGGGAGCUCUGCAGACCUUGACAGUGGGAAGAGCUGU
This is a messenger RNA of Caretta caretta (loggerhead turtle), 3009 nucleotides long. It is a transcript of the gene BTBD18, whose product is annotated as BTB domain containing 18. NCBI's taxonomy places the organism in Eukaryota, Metazoa, Chordata, Testudines, Cheloniidae. Gene Ontology annotation, biological process: positive regulation of transcription elongation by RNA polymerase II. Gene Ontology annotation, molecular function: protein binding. The record is from RefSeq and is a predicted model, not a curated record.